GCAUUUCAAACACGUGAUCAGAUGUUUCUAGAUUUCAAAAGAGACAAACUGUCAAAGUUUGUUUUUUGCCCAAUUGUUUAUACAUUUACGGUCGGGUCAAAGAUUAAAUGAGCGUUAAAUUAGUUAGAAUUGAUUGAAUGAGAAUACCGGUGAAGAGGCAGAGCACAAGUCGAACUCGUAUCCAACUCAAGGCUGUUUCCUCACCCAAGAACCAAAUCAACAUGGAGGAUAUAUUUGUGGAAGUAUGCGGCGAAAACGGUGCUCUUUAUAAGGCCACUGUCUUAGAUGUAUUGGAUGAUGAAAUUUUAGUACAUUUCGAAGAUGAGUGGCAACCAGACCAAAAAUUUCCUUAUUCACAAGUGCGAUUUCCACCUAAACAGGAAGCAAAAGUGGAAUUUGUGGAAAAUCAAGAAGUGGAAGUGUUUUCGCGAUGUUCCUCACAAGAGGCACACGGUUGGUGGAAAUGUAGAAUUAAGAUGAUGAAGGGUGAAUUUUACGUGCUGGACUAUUUAGGCUGGGAUCCGACUUAUUCAGAAAUUGUAAGCACCGAAGCGCUUCGCCCAAAAAAUAAUAAUCCGCCUAUUGACAGAAGCAUGUUCCACAAAUUUGAAAUUGAAGUUCCUGAAGACGUUCGAGAAUAUGCGAAAAUUGAAAAUGCUCACAAGGAAUUCCAGAAAGCAAUAGGGGCCGGUAUAGUUAAUUAUAUUCCUGAGAGAGGAGUCUUAGUUGUUAUUUCACGUUAUGAAAGCUGCCGCAAACGCGCCAGUAUGUUACAAGAUAUGCACUUUAGAAAUCUCUCACAGAAGGUAUUAUUGCUUAAAAGAACGGAGGAGGCAGCUCGCCAACUUGAAAGUACUAAACUGGCAACCGUUGGCGGCAAAUAUAAAUCCAUGUACCAACGGGUCUCAAAUUAUGACGCUGGGCGGGGUGGCUCCAGAUAUUCUGACGAAUUUAAUGUUAGGGAAGACUUAAUGGGGCUUGCUAUCGGAGCGCACGGGGCGAACAUACAACAAGCUAGAAAAGUCGAUGGCAUAACAAAUAUUGAAUUAGAAGAAAAUUCGUGUACUUUUAAAAUAUACGGAGAGUCGGACGAGGCUGUGAAGAAAGCACGAUCGAUGUUGGAAUAUAGCGAAGAAUCUCUACAGGUGCCCCGGACAUUAGUUGGAAAAGUUAUUGGUAAAAAUGGAAGGAUUAUACAGGAAAUUGUCGACAAGAGCGGGGUAGUGAGAGUGAAGAUAGAAGGAGAUAACGAACCGCAGCCUACUAUCCCUCGAGAAGAAGGUCAAGUGCCCUUUGUGUUUGUAGGUACUGUUGACAGUAUAAUGAACGCAAAGGUUCUUCUCGAGUACCACUUGGCACAUUUGAAAGAAGUGGAGCAGUUACGUCAAGAAAAAUUAGAAAUUGAUCAACAGUUACGUAGUAUACAUGGCUCGACGGUAGGCUCAAUGCAGAAUGUAUCGAUGUCGAGAAGGAACGAUCGAGGAUACAAUUCUGACAUGGACGGUGGAUCAAGGGGAGGUCGCGGUGGCGGUACAAUGAGGGGUCGAGGUGGCAGAGGACGAGGCGGACCCGGUCGUAAUAGUGAUUCCCGUUACAAUCCUGGUUCACGUCAUCAAACACCUGACACUAGCGAUGAACGCAUAAGAGAUUUGCCUCCCCGACAGUUUGGUCCUCCAAGAGGUCAUCAAAGACCGGGACUUAGACGUGAUAAUCGUAAGGACGAUAGGCGUAGAACUACCGAUGAAGAAGAUACAGUGUUGGAUAGUCAAGAAGUUUCUAGUGUAGAUCGCGACUCCGUGUCCAGUGCAGAAGCUAUGUCUUCGACAGGUAGCCGGAGCAAUCGUAGACGUAGACGUCAAACAAGGCAGCGUAGUCGUACUCCUUCGGUAUUUGCUAAUGACAACCCUGUUAACAAUGGUCAUCCUGCGGGAGGUUCAGGAGAUCAGCAAACAAACAUACCUCCAAUGCCGGGCACAGAAUCAAAACAACAGCAACCUAAAACACGGCCGAACAAACCACCGCCGGCGUCUCGUCGUAACGAUCCUAAACCUAAGGAAACACUCGUAAAUGGUACAACUGCUUAAAGUUGCUACGUACUGUGCCAAAGUAUUAUGAAGGUUGUAUUACUAAUUACCAGUGUGUGCUUCAAAUGUAAGCAGGAACUUCAUAAAAUAAGUUCUCCCCCCCCCCCCCCCUCAUCUUGUUGAUGUUGUGUUUCAUAUCCUUUCUUCAGCAUAGUAUAAUAAAUAGAGGGCGGACGGCUGCCCUGCUCCUGGCCGAAACAAAGUGACUGUUGGGUUCUGUGAACCAUGAGUCCACCAUGUUGGUUUAGACUGUUUUUGAUGUGUGUGGCUUAAAUUGCGCAUCUUCUCAUUAUUCAAACAGAAGCGGAUACUGUUUUAUUUCAUAAAUAAUGUGUGGUUUA
Photinus pyralis (common eastern firefly) is the source of this 2425-nucleotide messenger RNA. It is a transcript of the gene Fmr1, whose product is annotated as synaptic functional regulator FMR1. Gene Ontology annotation, cellular component: membrane; neuronal ribonucleoprotein granule; dendritic spine. The record is from RefSeq and is a predicted model, not a curated record. The transcript is spliced from 14 exons. NCBI's taxonomy places the organism in Eukaryota, Metazoa, Arthropoda, Insecta, Coleoptera, Lampyridae. Gene Ontology annotation, molecular function: mRNA 3'-UTR binding; protein homodimerization activity; translation regulator activity. Gene Ontology annotation, biological process: regulation of dendrite morphogenesis; regulation of modification of synaptic structure; positive regulation of translation. The coding region runs from base 138 to 2084 and encodes 648 amino acids.